This is a messenger RNA of Acanthoscelides obtectus, 207 nucleotides long. The record is from the annotation of a GenBank genome assembly. Lineage: Eukaryota; Metazoa; Arthropoda; Insecta; Coleoptera; Chrysomelidae.
AUGUAUAAACCGUUUUUUGAUGAUCCUGUUAAAACAUACGAGUAUUACAAUUUUCUGCCUGAUGCUCGAGAUGAUUUAAAAGAUAACGAUGAUGUUGUGGUCUUGCCUCCAGACGCGCGUUAUUUGACUGACGAGGAGGGAUUGGACGAAAAGCAACUGACGGCAAAUGGAAUGCCACAAGACGUUUCUGGUCGUUUAUGCCAAUAG